Messenger RNA from Acinonyx jubatus (cheetah), 1390 nucleotides. RefSeq names its product paired box 4 (gene PAX4). The record is from RefSeq and is a predicted model, not a curated record. Gene Ontology annotation, biological process: regulation of transcription by RNA polymerase II; anatomical structure development. Gene Ontology annotation, molecular function: DNA-binding transcription factor activity, RNA polymerase II-specific; RNA polymerase II cis-regulatory region sequence-specific DNA binding. NCBI's taxonomy places the organism in Eukaryota, Metazoa, Chordata, Mammalia, Carnivora, Felidae.
AGACUGAGCUCCAAGACCAAAGAAGGAGCUCCCAGGAGGAACCCCUCUCCCCAGUCUUCCCAGUUCCUGCCCUUCUGUGAGAAGUGUCAGCCUGGAACAUGCCACAGGAUGGGACCAGCAGUGUGAAUCAGCUAGGGGGGCUUUUUGUGAACGGCCGGCCCCUGCCCCUGGACACCCGGCAGCAGAUUGUUCGGCUGGCAGUCAGCGGGAUGCGGCCCUGCGACAUCUCACGGAGCCUUAAGGUAUCUAAUGGCUGUGUGAGCAAGAUCCUAGCGCGUUACUACCGCACAGGUGUCUUGGAGCCCAAGGGGAUUGGGGGAAGCAAACCCCGACUGGCCACACCCCCUGUGGUGGCUCGAAUUGCCCAGCUGAAGGGUGAGCGCCCUGCCCUCUUUGCCUGGGAGAUCCAACGCCAGCUCUGUGCUGAAGGGCUUUGCACCCAGGACAAGACUCCCAGUGUCUCUUCCAUCAACCGAGUCCUGCGGGCACUACAGGAGGACCACCGACUGCCCUGGGCACAGCUCAGGUCACCAGAUGUUUUGACUCCAGUUCCUCACACUCCCCGCAGUGGCUGUGAAGUUCCUCGGGGUCCCCACCCAGGGACUGGCCACCGGAAUCGGACCAUCUUCUCCCCAGGCCAAGCUGAGGCUCUGGAGAAAGAGUUCCAGCGUGGGCAGUAUCCUGAUUCGGUGGCCCGUGGAAAGCUGGCCGCUGCCACCUCUCUGCCUGAGGACACGGUGAGGGUCUGGUUUUCCAACCGAAGAGCCAAAUGGCGCCGACAAGAGAAGCUCAAGUGGGAAAUGCAGAUUCCAGGUGCUUCCCAUGUACCAACUGUGCCCAAUGCCUCCCCUGGGAUCAUCUCUGCACAGCCCCCUGGGAGUGUGUCUUCAGCAGUCCUGCCUGCCCUGGAAUCCUUGGGUCCCUCCUGCUAUCAGCUGUGCUGGGGGACAGCACCGGACAGGUGUCUGAGUGACAACCCACCCCAAGCCUCUCUCAAGCCCUGCUGGGGCCACCUGCCUCCUCAGCUGAGCUCCCUGGAUUCAGUAGUGCUUUGCCAUCCUUACCCUUCCUUCCACUGCUCCGUGGCCAGUGUUGGUGCCCCUGCGGCCUUGCUCUGGCCCAGCUCCCCAUCCCUGCAAGGCCUGGAAUGAGGGAGGAGGGCCAGAGUGGAAAGGAGAUGGGGUGGGGAGGAUCUAAUAUCAUCCUGCCCAAGCAGAUUACUGGUUCCUCUUCCUUCCUGUGACUCUUUCUCCUCAUCUGUGGACCCGGUCUGGUCCUGUCUCGCUGCCCCUUCUACGCGGCACCUGUUUGGACGGGCUGGGAAAGCCGUGCCCACUCACGCUGGCCUUUAAUGGCCUCUAGUUGGCAGGAAUAAAAGCAUUUUUUUAAU